AUGCACAGGAGCAGACAGGAUCAGGACUUCUUGGGACAGGCUUUCUGUACGUUGGGUGAAAUUGUUGGCUCCCUGGGAAGCCGCUUGGAAAAGCCAUUGAUUGGAAUUCCAGGGAAGAAAUGUGGAAGCAUCAUAAUUAGAUCGGAGGAGCUCAGCAACUGCAGGGAGUCAGUGAUGCUCCAGUUUUGCGGCAACAAGUUGGAUAAGAAGGACUUCUUUGGAAAAUCUGAUCCAUUUCUAGUGUUCUACCGCAGCAAUGAAGACGGAUCCUACACCAUCUGUCACAAAACAGAAGUGGUGAAGAACACCCUGGACCCGGUGUGGCAGGCUUUUAAAAUUCCUGUCAGGGCGCUGUGUAACGGAGACUACGACAGGAGCAUAAAGGUGGAAGUCUAUGACUGGGACAGAGAUGGAGGCCAUGACUUCAUUGGCGAGUUCAGCACCAGCUACAGAGAAAUGUGCAGAAGCCAGUCGCAGUUCCACGUCUAUGAGGUGCUUAAUCCAAAAAAGAAAGGGAAGAAGAAAAAGAAGUACCUAAACUCAGGAACGGUGACUCUCCUCUCCUGCCUGGUGGACACUGAGCUUUCCUUCCUGGACUACAUCCGAGGCGGGACACAGAUUAAUUUUACGGUGGCAAUCGAUUUCACAGCUUCAAAUGGUAAUCCAUCCCAGCCCACCUCUCUCCAUUACAUGAGCCCCUACCAACUGAAUGACUACGCCAUGGCGCUGCGGGCCAUCGGAGAGAUCAUUCAGGACUAUGACAGCGACAAGAUGUUUCCAGCUCUGGGCUUCGGUGCCAAGCUCCCCCCAGAUGGACGUGUCUCCCACGAGUUUCCCCUGAACGGUAAUCCACAGAACCCAUACUGCAAAGGAAUUGAUGGGGUAAUGGAGGCCUACUACCAGAGCCUGAAGAGCGUACGCCUGUAUGGACCCACCCACUUCUCCCCUGUCAUUAAUCAUGUGGCCAGGUAUGCAUCAGCCGUGACAGAUGGCUCACAGUAUUUCAUCCUUCUCAUCAUCUCGGACGGAGUGAUCACUGACAUGGCACAGACCAAAGAGUCCAUAGUAAAUGCUGCGUCUCUGCCCAUGUCCAUUAUAAUAGUUGGAGUUGGACCAGCAGAAUUUGAUGAGAUGAUUGAGCUUGACGGGGAUGAGGAGAGGAUAUCAUCCCAAGGAAGAUACGCUGAAAGGGACAUUGUUCAGUUUGUUCCUUUCAGGGACUACAUCGACCGACGAGGAAACCACAUCCUCAGCAUGGCUCGCCUGGCUAAGGAAGUGCUAGCCGAAAUACCCGACCAGUUUCUAUCCUACAUGAGGACCCGAGGGAUCAAACCGGGCCCCCAGCCGCCACCUUACACACCCUGCCCUCCUCCAGCCAUCCACCCCCUCCACACUAGACGGGUGAGCCGGAUCUAAAGGCCAAGACCCCACCCCUCAUGUUGGCUGGCCAGCUUCUUAUCUUCUCUUUGAGCUUCCUUUUCUUGCUAUAGUCUUCACUGGAAGCUUCUGAGCACACGGUGAACUUCACCCGCUGUCUCAUGUAGCACUUCCAUGAAAGCCUGGCUGCAAUGUGUAGUCUUAUCUGGAAUGCUGCCAUGUUCUAAAGGACGGGACUUUGCAGGAUUUUGCACUGGAGUAUAUUGAAGGGUUGUGAUGGUUUGAAAUCAGUGGAGCGAGAAAGCAGGAUGGCUUCCAGGCUGAAAGAGUCCAAACUACUAAGACUCUCUUGUGGAAAACACUGUCCUUUCUUCUCUAUUCUUCUGUAUCCACUUCCUCAAUCUUUCACAAAAAAACUCUUGAUACUUAAAUGUUUACAAGUGAAAAGCUGGGAGGUUUUUUUCAGGUGAAAAACAAUUUAUAUCAAUCAAUGUGAAAAGCUUUUAGAUCCCUAUUUUUCACCCUGCUAAACCAGGAGGUUGUGAAUUUAUUUAAAACUUUUUUUUUAGUUAUUCUUUUUGUACAGUGAAUAUCUGUUCUCUUUACAUAAAUAGAGCAUGUUUUAGUUUAGGAGAAGCAUGUGCUGUUGUCCAACACUCAGGGCUUGUUCCCUUCACACCGCCGCCACCGCCGCUGCUACGUUACACCACAAACAAACCCAUCCCCCUGCCUCAGAUCUUCCCUCCUUUGCUCCGUCCACCUGCAAUGACUCGAAAAAGGAAGCUGUGCUCUCUGGGAGUCUGGUCAAAUCAAAAUGCAGCAGGGACUCGAACAAGCCUUACUGUUCUGUCAGAAAACAUUUCACAGGCACCCGUAUCCACCGUGGCUUCUGAAAACGAGGCUCUCCAAGCCCAGCAGUCAAAAACACGUCAUUACAGAGUUGGACUGUGAGCUGCGAUCUACAGCCUUGUUAUUUUUCUGGGAAAACACUGCACUUCAGAGGCAUUGUCGUGUUUUUGUUACGUCUCUCUACCUCUUACUUUAUUCUGUACAAAAACUACAUUGUUUGUUUUGUUGUAAAUAAUAAUUCUUGUAAUCUACAUUAGUUAACCCAAGUAAGGGUUACUUUUCUCACCAAUUAUCCUAGAGAAAUGCCAAAUUGCUGGUUUAGACCUUUCUCUGCACUUGGUUUCUAUCAGAUCAGGUGACUCAGACCUUAGUGGUAGCAACAUUCUCUAAAUAUGUGCACAAAACAGAAAACCAACUGAUGAAUCUCAAACUUCUCAGCCAAUACGGUUCACUUAGACUAAAAGGACUCUCAGAACUCAUUAAAAUGCUUUAAAAGAGUUUUUUCUUCAACUUCAGAUUUUCAUAUCAUCAAACAAAUUUGAAUAUCGGUCAAAGAUAACCUGAGUAAAUAGAAAAGUCCUUUAAUUACUGGAAUUGCUUAUUAAGGGAAACAUCAUCCCAAACCAGCUGAACCAGUGUCUUGGAGUGAUCGCCUCAGAAAGUUUCUGUGGCGAUAACUUUAGCCCGCUUUAUUUGCAGAGUUGUUCUAAUUCAACCACACUGAUGGGUUAAACGGCCUAUUAAAGGUUAUGAUACAUCUGUAUUAUGGGAUUCAGACUUUGAUAA
Molecule: messenger RNA, 3012 nt
Organism: Cyprinodon variegatus (sheepshead minnow)
Lineage: Eukaryota; Metazoa; Chordata; Actinopteri; Cyprinodontiformes; Cyprinodontidae
Product: copine-8-like
Exons: 16
Coding region: 1-1416 (471 amino acids)
Biological process (GO): cellular response to calcium ion
Cellular component (GO): plasma membrane
Molecular function (GO): calcium-dependent phospholipid binding
Source: RefSeq, a predicted model, not a curated record